Linum trigynum is the source of this 2551-nucleotide messenger RNA. Lineage: Eukaryota; Viridiplantae; Streptophyta; Magnoliopsida; Malpighiales; Linaceae. The record is from the annotation of a GenBank genome assembly.
CUACGGCAGCGAGCGCCGAGCGUGCUGUUUUUCGUGAGGAUGGUGAAGGUACUUAAAAACUCGACACACAACUCCUAAAAAAUGCCAUCCUCCAUUUCAAGGAGUCGGCGCCAUGAUAUCCCCACAGUGAAGGCUAUCGAAUUGAUUGAAGUCGAGUUUCCAGUGUUCUCUGGAGUUAGUGCUCGCCCAAAAUCACAUCUCCCUCUCCGCUUUGGGGCUCCCUCUCAGUGACACAAGGUACGGGUGGUUCAUGCUGACUUUCUUAUAAAAUCGACAAACAUGCACCAUACGUGGAAAUAAUUGUCAAUCUCAGCUCAUUGGGAGAAAAAAGAAUCUCCCCCACACUUGUAUUUCCAGUACGGAUCCAUGCUAAUCAAAACAAUUAAGCCUAAGCACACCGAGGCAUGGUUCUAGGUGGUCACCGAUUAUCUCUCACAAAAAUUCAAACCCAAAACCAUGCCACGGUGGCUAUCAACCACCACUCAAGCAAAACAUUUCUCAUCAUUAAAAAAUUAGCACUUGGUGGGCAAAUUUCACACAUAAAAGCAAUUUGAAUUAGAACAUGCCCACCAAGGCUCAACUAAGCUCAAGCAACAUCAAUCAAUCAUUCAAUCACCCUAAUUCAACUAAUUCCUCACCCUAAUGCUAAGUUCAACAAUCAAUUCACUAAAACUCUCCUCACUUCACUACCUAAUUCGAUUCUCCCAAAAUAAAUAAGGUAGAGCUAAAAGCAAACCUGGAGACUCAAGUAGGAUGUAGGUGUAAAUGAGGUAAGGGUGAGGACGGUGAAAAUUGUCCAAAAAACAAACCGAAGAAGUUCGCCGGAGCUUCAUCGAAAGCUCGCCGGACUCUCGUCAGAGGCUCACCGACGGCGACUUCGCCGGAAAACUUGUGCUCCAAAUCUCCCCAAAAUCCCGGCGAAUGGCGCCUUUGAAGAGGGGAGAAUGGGUUUGUGCUUGGUUUUGGGUUUUGAUCGCCUGAAGUGGAUGAAAUCGCCGAAAACCAUCGGAAUUUUGCGCUUUCCGACGAGAUUUGAAAAUUUCCGGCAAUUAUUGGGUCUUGAAGUGAAGAGUCGACGUUCACGACCCUUUUAUAAGAAGACCCUUGAGUGCUUAGACGUGUUUGCCUGUUCACGGUCUUAGAGACUGUUAACACUGCAAUCCGUACGUGAACUCAGGCAUCCCGGUGGGUUUGACACACGUGGAAGCACUGAUGACUUGAUAUAUACACAUGUUUUUGUCCACCAUUCUUAUACCGUUUGAGCCUCAUUUCUCGUAUCUUAGGCCGAUUUCACGCUAGGUUGUUCUUGUUUGUGAUAUUUCAGGUUCUAGUACGUGAUUGGAGGUUUGGGAAACGUGAAAUUUUAUUACUUUAGCAUUUUCUUUACUGCAUUUUCUCUCUUCCACCUGUGUGCCUUCACGGGUUGCUUUUGGUGAUUGCGUGCAGGUAGUGCAUGACCCGUAGCCAGUCGGGAGAUUUACUACCAUUAGACCAAGAGGUUGAACGGACUUGUAGGAACUUCAAGCGGGCUUUAAUGGCGCGUCUGGCUGCGGAGGAGGCUCUAGCACAGCUGCAAAUCACCGAGGAGGAAGAAAUGGGUGAACAACAAAACAAUGGUGUGGUCAUUCUCGAGGAGCAGACCAUGGGGUACUACUGGACCGCCAGCCACAAACAUGAGGUCGCCCAUCCAACACCCUCAAGUUCCAGAAAAUAACUUUGAGGUGAGCACCUGUGUCAUCACCAUGCUGCGCGGCUCGGUGGUAUUCCGUGGCAAGGAGGGGGAGUGCCCCCGAUCACACCUGAGGCAAUUCCACGAGCUUAUCGAUGGGAUCAAGAUCAAUGGGGUCCCAGCCGAUGCCAUCCAGUUGAGGUAUUUCCCAUUUACUUUGGAGGGGCAAGCCAAGGAGUUUAUGGACACUAGGCCUCCCGGAUCGAUCACCAAGUUCGCCAACUUGGCGGACAAGUUCCUCACCCGCUACCAUCCUCCAUCAAAAACGGCGAACCUGCAGAAGCAGAUCACCCACUUUGCCCAGGAUGAAGACGAGACCAUUCGGGAUGUUUGGGAGAGAUACACCAGUAUUUUCCUCAAGUGUCCCAACCAUGGUUUUACUGACGCCUUCAAGGUUGGCAACUUCUACCAUGACCUCUUCCCAGAAGACAAGCAGCUGAUUGACUCGAUUUGCGGCGGGAAUAUGCUCACCAAGUCACCACCACAGCUGAAUCAACUCUUUGAAGAGAUGGCAGAGCAGGGAUAUGAUUGGGGAACUGCGAGGAGAUCGAUAUGAGCACUAGGGCGGGGUGUGCAUGCUGUAGCCACCUAGUCGUCUGAUUUGGUACAUGUGGUAUCUAAGCUAGUCUCAGGAAUUGAUCAUUCUGGGAUGGUCUCAGGGACAUGACAACAGCAGACGAUGCAUUGCCAGUGGUGCGAGAGCACCCAUCAUACUGUGGAAGACUGUCAGGCGAUGAGGGAGACGAUUACACCCCAAGAGCAGGUGAACUUCAUCAACAAUGCUAGGCGCAAUGACCUCUACAAUAACACGUAUAACGAGGG